Molecule: messenger RNA, 3357 nt
Organism: Sphaeramia orbicularis (orbiculate cardinalfish)
Lineage: Eukaryota; Metazoa; Chordata; Actinopteri; Kurtiformes; Apogonidae
Gene: znf451
Product: zinc finger protein 451
Exons: 13
Coding region: 125-2761 (878 amino acids)
Source: RefSeq, a predicted model, not a curated record
AGUAAAAAGGAGCGCUUGGAUCACGUGUGACGUCACAGACCAUUUUACGUUCACUUCGUGGUUUAGUUUGAGAAGAAAUCCACCAAACCCAACAAACACUCAGUAUGCAACAGUAAUAAGAUAAAUGUCUUCUCCAGGUCAAGCAGAAGAAGAUGAGAUGGAAGAAGUGGAGUUUGUGUCUGAGGGCCCUCUCAGACCAGUACUUGAAUGUAUUGAUCUAUUAAGCGACAGUGAAGAUGAGGGAUGUUCAUCAAUGACAAGCACUCUUGAAGAGAAACUCAGUCAUCAUAAAGAUCAUGUUACAUCUACACUAGACCGACUAGCACAGCAGGUGGCUUUUGAUAAACAAGAAAGAGCAAAUAAAUGCAGAGCUUUUAAGGAGAAACAAAUCCUUCAAAAAGCUCAUGGGCAGCAGGAGCUGGCUUUUAGUUCCACAAAUGGGAUAAAUCAGGAAGCAAAGCGCUGUGUAGACAUGUGGCUGAAGAUGCCAGGUGUCAAACCUGGGGUGAUCAACGCCGGAUGUGGAAGACGACGCACACUUUCCUCUUUUCCCAAAAAUACAUCGACCAGAUACACUUGUCCAGUGAUUAACUGUAGGAGAGUUUACGAGAACCCAUCUCUCCUAGAUGGACACUUAAAAAGGUUUGAUCACUCCCCCUGUGAUCCAACCAUCCAUCUUAAAGGAAGUCCUUCUGAAAUAUUUGCCUGCGUGGCCUGUGGUCUGCAUUUUCAGACUAAAGAAGCAUGGAAGACACAUCUGGAGUCAAAGGUGUCCUCAAGUAAUUCAGAAGGUCACAGCAUCACCCAGAACUAUCAGGUCAUCGCUUGCUUCGCUUGUCCUGCCUGCUACCUCCUUUUCAACUUACGGGAUGAGUGUCUACAGCACAUGUCGGCUCAAAACCACUUUAAAGAUUCACUCAUCAUGACUGAAUCCAAAGGAAGACCAUUGCCCAUCCCUGUCCCACAGUAUGCCAAGAACCGUCUCAUCGCUUUGUGCAAGGAUGCAGCUUUCAAUGUCCGGUGCUCUUUAUGCCACAAAGUUCUGAUCUCACAUCAAGCUGCUCAAGCUCAUUUCAAUGUGCAGUGCAGAGAGGGAUGUGCUGUGGCCAAAGCUGAGAAAACAGUAGUGCAUGCAAUGAAACAGCUACAAGUGCGAGGGCAGUGCACUCUCUGCUCUAUGAUCUUCCACAGCCACGCUGACAUGCAGAAGCACAAAGAAUCAACCCAGCAUAAAGUGGAGGUCAACCAGACAAUGGAGAAAGCACUCCUUCAGUACAGCAGAUUUAAUGAAAUGCAUCACAACCGGAGGGCUAAGGAGGCACAGGAGAAAAGGAAGUCAGCUGGCAUUGAAGAUACUUUUCUGAAAAGAAACAGUAGGACAGGUGAUCUCGAACCGUUUCCAGCAAAAAGGCAGAGGCUGAGCCCCAGUGUGAACGGUGGGACUGGCAGAUACUCGGCCGUAGCGUGGUUCUGUGAAUGCGGCCUGCAGUUCUCAGAGGAAGAUACAGCCACCAAGCAUCUCUUGGCUGUGAACCAGAUCUUCCAUCAGUGUGGCGUGUGUGGAAAACACAUGGGAGAGUCUUCAGUGGCCCGCCUGCAUAUGAGUCGAUUUCACGGAGGGGCUCAUCUCUCCAACUUCCUCUAUUAUUGUCGUAAAUGUAAAGUGGAAAUGCCACGACGUGAAGAUAUCCUGUUACACAUAUCAGAAGCGCACCGCGGACACACCUACUUUACCGAACAACAAGUCCAGGAAGAUGCCGCCGCAUUCGACGACGCCAAACCAUCCACCAGUGGAAAAUUCACUCCGCACUCUCAGCCCGAGGUCACAGCCCAGCAGAGCUCUGCAGAAGUGUCUUCUUCAAGACAAGAACAGAGCUGGAUGUGCAGGAUGUGUGAGGACAUCUUUGAGACGGAGGAAGCUGUUCACAAACACUGCAGCGACAUGAGCAGUCACAGCUUUCAGAGGUUCAUCUGCGGACACUGCCCACAGAAGUUCUUCAAAGAGUCCACUGUACGUAGGCACUGCAUGAACGAGCACAACGGGCAGAUAAAGAGCUCCCACUUCUGCGGCCUCUGUGACAGCAUGCAGUUUGAAUCAGAGGGAGAGUUCAUAGACCACUACAAGAGCCUUCAUAGUAGGGAUUACUGCUGUAUGGACGCCGCCGACAUUGUUCAACCUGCUCUUACUGAAAGCCCUUCUCUAGAUAUAUGCUCCUGCAUGAGCUCAGAAAAGAGCAAAGCAGAAAUGAAAACUACUUAUACGCAGUGCAUGAAGAAUUUGGCCGCUGAAGGGAAGUGUCAGUACAUUUGUACUCUCUGCAGUUUAACGGUGCCUUCCUAUGCAGAGAUAAAAACUCACGUCCACACGAAACACACAGCCUCGAACCUCGACAAGCCCUUCCACGUGGAAUGCAAAGUGUGCCGGGAGAUUUUUACACAUGUACCGAGUUUCCAUAAACACCACCACUCCCAACACUGUAUAAAGGAACCAUGUGUGGGCUCCAGGACCUGCAAGAGAGACGUGAUAGCAGAGCCCAGCGCUGUCAAAAUAUUAGACGCUAUGGAAGUGAAACCAGACACAAAUGAGAUUGAAGAUGAAACACUGAUGAAAUUCUUCAACAUGGAAAAAAACAGAGAGGGUGAAGACAAUGAAAAUGAAUCAGAUGAAGAGAUGAAGCGUGUACUAGCGAUGAGUGUAGAAGACGCAAGAGAGUCAGCAGAGUUGGAAGAAGCUCUCAAAAGAAGCCUUGUGGAAUACUGAGGACAGAAACAUUUUUUUUCUUUUAUGGUUGCGGUUCCUGGACAUCGAAGUGUUUUGUACAAAGUGUUUAUGUUCAGAAUGUAUUAAAUAAAUGUCACUUCAUUUGACUUUUUGUGUUACGAAUCAAAAAGAAAACCAAAAGUGUGUUUCUUGCACAGAUCAACCCCCAUACAACUGUUUUCUUCCAUGUUUCAGUAGUGGUUCGUAGCUGUUGCCUUGUGCACUGCUCUCUGUUGUGACAACUCAACACUCUAGUGUUUCGACACAUGAGCUAUAGAUGGCUUCGAUGACUCUGCAAGAUGCCAUAGUACACAAGUAGCUGAAGUUGUAACGACGCUGUUAACUGAGACUCCAGUUGGCUCCUGGCUUUAAUUUGUUGACUUGAAAUCCAAUGUAUUAACAGCACAGUUCAAACAUUUCUCAUUAGAGUUUUAUCAUUAAAUGUAUAAAGUGAGAACAAAUUUAUUUUAAAAGUAAAACCAAAAAAAUAUAGUUUGGUUUGUGUCAUUUUGAGAAAGGUUAUAGGCAUAUUCUUUGUUGGAUAUGUACUGAAAGAACAUAUUCUCUGCAAAAAUAAAUGUUUAAUUCUACACAAA